Molecule: messenger RNA, 780 nt
Organism: Cryptomeria japonica (Japanese cedar)
Lineage: Eukaryota; Viridiplantae; Streptophyta; Pinopsida; Cupressales; Cupressaceae
Exons: 4
Coding region: 124-441 (105 amino acids)
Biological process (GO): calcium ion transport; endoplasmic reticulum calcium ion homeostasis
Cellular component (GO): endoplasmic reticulum membrane; Golgi apparatus
Source: RefSeq, a predicted model, not a curated record
AUUUUAAUCUAAAUGUUGUGGAACUUUCCUUCGAACGCAAACGUUCCUAUAAAUAGGCUUUCUUCGUUGUAUAAGACAUUUUCGUGUCUGUGAGACAAUUCUCGCGAGUACAAUCUGCGAACCAUGGCAUUCGUUGAAAAUGGGAUUUUGAAACAGAAGCGUCCUGUAUGGAGGUUGAGCUACUUAAUUGAGCUCUUUUGGUCCUUCCUUAAUCUCAUUGGGAAUUUCAUUACAACAAUGUUCUCAAUGGAUGCAACACAGCAAUAUAAGAAAAAAUCUGGAUCACGUGGAGGUGGCUGGGAUGGUGGUCCUGGUGGAGGUGGUUCUGGUGGUGGUCCCUAUGGAAAUGGUCCUCGCAGACCACCUCGUGGCUUGGAUAAUGUGCGAGGAAUCGAUCACAAUUCUGUUCCUGCAUGUGGCUCCUGCUGUGGUGGAGGUUAAGUAUAGCGAUUUAGGAUUGAGUACUGGAUUGACAGCUCUUCUAGCACAAUAAAGAGAUUCUAUUAUGUGCCGAUUCUAAGACAUUAUCAACAAAUCAUGUAAUGCUUGAUAAGGAGUGAAAAUUUCUCAACUUAGAUGUAAAGUGAGUAAACAUUAUAAAAGCUUAAAAACUGCUUAAAAAACACCGGAUAAUGAAAAUUCUAUUUAAGAUUGUGCGUGAAAUAUUGAUGUCAUCUGGUGUUCUUGCAUCUUUAUCAGGAUAGCACCUAUUUGAACCUGCUAUUGUGACUGUUUAAUAUCAUUGCUUGUGAUUGAUUAGAAAGGGUGGAAUAUUGUUUA